This is a messenger RNA of Saccostrea echinata, 1755 nucleotides long. Its product is annotated as fibrinogen-like protein 1. The transcript has 6 exons. The coding region runs from base 59 to 1339 and encodes 426 amino acids. NCBI's taxonomy places the organism in Eukaryota, Metazoa, Mollusca, Bivalvia, Ostreida, Ostreidae. The record is from RefSeq and is a predicted model, not a curated record.
UCUCUAAUUGAGGCACAACAUUGUUCUGUUCUGGUAAGUUCAUUUCAAAAUUGAAAAGAUGAUGUUUUCCAUUCUUUUUCUGCUUUUUAUGCCAAUACCACAAGUCAGAACGGGUUCCUUGUUAACCGGUACGUAUGAUCCGAACUCUACGGCUUUGAUCAAUGAAAUACGUGAUAUCAAGGAAAUCGACGUUCUUCGGCAGAUCAUCAACCAAGAGACUCUUAUUCGUGUAGCAGUGGUCAAGGAUGUGCAGGCAGUAGUGGACGAUCUUAGUUCUGUGAAGCGAAGCAUGGCGUCUUCAGAAACGAUGGUGUCCACGCUACAGCAGACAUUAGAAUCAUUGAAAAGUCAGGUUGAUUCUUUAAAUCGGGACAAUACUUUAGCGCAGAAAGUAGAGACAUUACAAAGGCAGGUUUAUACCCUACGGCAGGACAAAACUUUGGAGAAGAGAGUUGAAACAUUAGAGAGACAGGUUAAUACUCUAAGUCAGGAUAAAGCUUUACAACGAAAGGUAGAAAUAUUACAAAGGAAGGUUGAUUCUCUGACUGAGGAGCAGAUAAGAGAAAAAGAAAACUGGCAUGAAAAGAUUCAGGAAAUUGAACAGAAGUUUAAUAGAAACAUCACCGAAGUUUACGAACUUCUAAAUAACAGAACGUUGGAAACCAUUAUAAAAGAUUUCAAACUAUAUGUGGACUGCAAACACUACUAUCUACAAGGACAAACACAGUCAGGUGUUUAUAGAAUUAGUCCCUUCGGUAAUGAGAGUCAGAUAGAGGUGUACUGUGAUAUGGUGACAGAAGGCGGAGGGUGGACAGCAAUUCAGAAACGGGUGAGCGGAUCCGAGAGUUUUGACAGAACGUGGGCGGAGUACAAGAAUGGGUUUGGGUUCCCUGAUGACUCAUACUGGAUUGGAAAUGACGCUAUUCACCAGCUGACAAAGGGAAGAAACUCUUCCCUGUACGUCUCCAUUACAUUAAAAAAUGGCACAACGUUUUAUGAACUUUAUCAACAGUUUUCUAUUAAUGAUGAAGCAGACAACUACAGCCUUUUUCUUGGAGGGCCAGCUACCGGAACCUUAGUUGACAGUAUGUUACACACGGGGAAUUCUGACUAUAAUCUGUCUGGGAUGUCAUUCUCCACACCAGACAGAGACAACGACAGGUAUAGUGGUAACUGUGCUGCUCUCAGUACCAUAAGAGGAGGCUGGUGGUUUAACAACUGUCACGCCGCCUUCCUUAACAUUCAAUGGUCCCCGGCAGUCUGGUCCUGGCCUUGGUGGCCUACAGUAAGGAGUGGAACAGAUGUUAAGGAGACAAUGAUGUUAGUAAGACGUCACUAGAUGCAGAUGAUAACGGAGAAAAGAAAUAGAUAGAUAAUUCAAUGGAGAUUUCAAAAGACUACUAUUGUCUAUGAUAAAACAUUGGAUAAUUCUAUAGAAUACUAUUGUUUAAAAUAAAGCAAUUGAUAAUUCAAUCGACUACUAUUGUCUAUGGUAAACCUUUGGAGAAUUCAAUAUGGUACUUUUAUAACUAUUAUAAAGCAAUGAAAUAAACAUUUUAAUUUUUCAACAAAAUUUUUGAAUUUUAUUACGUUAUUAUUAUGUAAUUACGAUUUUUAAUUACAAAUCCCUGAAUGUAAGGGGCGUAUUAGUGUUUUAUUAAUUACGAAUUUAAAUGAUAAAUAUCUAAAGAAAAUUGACGUGAUUUGUGUUUUAUGAAUAACGAGUUUAAAUAAUAAAUCUAUGAAUAAAAUGGG